UAUAAAUAGACGUCAUAAUCCUAUUUCAUACUAGUAGUAGAAGUAGAGGUUAGACACGAUCGUUCAAGAACCCCAACAACGGUUCAAUAUAAAGAUGUUCCGGAAGGUGUUUUCUGUUGCGCUUGUAACAUGCGGACUGCUCGUCAUUGUACAGGCAGCCAAAAAGGUUGAGCAGUGCGAAAAGCGUAUCCCCGACUCGUUGAAGCACAAGCUGUGCCAGAUUCGGCAGUACCAGCUGCUGGAAGGGGCAGAUAUGGAGAAGCACAUCGACUGCGUGAUGCGAGCGCUAGGAUUCGUCCAUCCUGAUGGAAGUGGAAAUUAUCACGCACUGAUCGAACCACUGAACGCGAUCGACAAGGAUCGUAAGCAUGGAUUCAAUCUGGAAACGUGCGGAGGAAACAGGAACAAUCUACCGAAACGCAAACGAGCGUACGCGUUCUACAAGUGUAUGCUAAAGUCAACUUCUGCCGAUUCGUUCAAGAAAGCGUUCGAUCUGAAGGAGUUGGUGAAUGCAGGCAAACUUUCGGCCACAGCCAAGUACAGCCCUCAGGUGGACACGCUGAUGGCGCAGAUCGAUGGUAUGAUUUGCAAGUGAAUGAAUCGAAGUUUCGAGUUGAUUGGCGAAUGGCAAGAAAUAAAGCUAUGAUUUAGUACAGCUGA
Anopheles stephensi (Asian malaria mosquito) is the source of this 660-nucleotide messenger RNA. Its product is annotated as 37 kDa salivary gland allergen Aed a 2-like. The coding region runs from base 95 to 595 and encodes 166 amino acids. The record is from RefSeq and is a predicted model, not a curated record. The transcript is spliced from 3 exons. Gene Ontology annotation, molecular function: odorant binding. Lineage: Eukaryota; Metazoa; Arthropoda; Insecta; Diptera; Culicidae.